Messenger RNA from Trichomonas vaginalis G3, 269 nucleotides. RefSeq names its product UvrD/REP helicase N-terminal domain-containing protein. The record is from RefSeq and is a predicted model, not a curated record. Lineage: Eukaryota; Parabasalia; Trichomonadida; Trichomonadidae. The transcript has a single exon. The annotation marks the transcript as partial.
AUGUCUAGCGAUUUCGCUAUCUAUAUUCGAGACAAGCUUUUCGACAGCAAAACAUCUGUCGACCAUAAAAUCUUACAUAGUGUAAACAAGAAAGGGGAAUUUGUUCUAAAGUUCUGUUUCUGGGAAUAUGACAAGAACCAUAAAACAUUAAGCAGAGAAGUCUUAAAAUUUGUCAAUGACAGACUUGUUGACAGAGAUGACGCCUCUUGGAGAGAUGAAGUCCAACAAAACUUCUUAGAAUGCAAAGAAGACACAUGCGCUGUUCUUGA